Didymella exigua CBS 183.55 is the source of this 1695-nucleotide messenger RNA. RefSeq lists its product as uncharacterized. The record is from RefSeq and is a predicted model, not a curated record. NCBI's taxonomy places the organism in Eukaryota, Fungi, Ascomycota, Dothideomycetes, Pleosporales, Didymellaceae. Bases 1 to 1695 code for a protein of 564 amino acids. The transcript has a single exon.
AUGGCUCUCAGGUGCGCCCUCGCAGCUCUUGCUAUUGCCGCUGGCGUGAAUGCACAGACGACGGAUAAUUCGAACUUCUACUCCCUCACGGACGACUACUACUAUGGCAACACUAAGAGCUCGACAAGGACAUCGAUGUUUUGGACGGCCACAAUUCGCUACGUUCCUUCUGUCUCAGAAAAAGCCUACACUUAUACUUACGGGGAGCCAUCGACCACCACCUACCGAUAUACCGACCUCGCAACUAUCAAGCCAACCGUAACACCUACAGUAACGCCGACAUCGACGUACUUGACCAGCUACUACUACUCGAAUGUCGCAGUUGUCGAAGAGUAUUACGCUACCGGUGCGGUCGCGGAAUCUGAUAUCAGCACCUACGAUGGAUACGAUUAUUCGACUGCGACAGCUUCGACAAGGACGACCUACAGCUCGAUAGAGUACUACAUGCCAGUCACCAUGACAGCACCCGCAAGCUGUCCGACCAUCUUCACAGUGGCUACACAGGCCGAGAUCACAGAUGUCCCUUCCAUUGUCGCGCCCCAGUUGAAGCCCGCAUCGACAGAGGUCAGCGUCAGCAGUGGUCGUUCAUACGAUUAUGAGAUCCAAACAUGGUGGCUCACCGAGGGCGCGGCACCCUUCACCAGUACGGACGACAUCUACUACAGCUACUACAUCGCGUCUUGCACACCACCACCAGCCCGAUCAACAGCCGGAUCUCGCAACGGAGAUGGUUCUGGAUCUGGCACCGGGUCCAGCUCUGGAUCCGACGACGACUCCUGGUACGACUACCGCAUGUGCUACUUCAGCGGGUGCACAAGCGUGAAGACAUGGAUCAUCAUCCUCGCGACCGUGCUGCCCGGCAUCUUCCUGUUGGGAUUCUUCGAGUCCUGGUUCUGGUACACGCGCCUUAUGAAAGGCAAGUCGGCCAUGCGCUGCGGCACAGUGUGCUGGAUCCUGCUUUCGCUGUGGGUUCUGUGCUUCACGCGCAUGCAAGACGCGCGCAGCAAGGAGGACCAAAAGGCGCUGCAGCAGCAGUGGAAAGAGAUGCCCGCGGGCAAGAAGUUCAAGAACUGGUCCUGGGGCUUCAGACGCCGAUACCCUGUUCCCAUCCUCGGACAGUUCUCGAGGCAGACUGUUGGUAUCGUGCCGGAGGGUCAGCCGCUGCAUCCUGCUAUGGCUCAGGCACCGCCUGGACAAGUGUUCUACUACGGUCAUCCUCCUGGCGCGCCGGGGUGGCAGCAAGGUCCCAACGGCGGUGCACCGGGAUAUGCAAUGCAGCAAGGCUACCUGCAGCAGGGCGGUUACUAUGCAGCCCAUGUGCCCAAGGGCGGCGUGGUAGUCGGGUCUCAGUCUGUCCCCGGCACAGCAACAUCACAGGGCACAGCGACACCACCGCAGGCGCCUCAGCCGAUGUACCACCCUCCUACAUCGCUGCCGACGAACGCUCAGUUGCCUCCACUGCCUCAGCAGGCGCCGUUAUCUGUUCCCGGGACAGCCCCUCCGGCACAUGCUCCUUCAGCAGCUGCUGCUCCAGCGGCUGUCUCCGCGCCCCCAGCAAAUGUGAGCGAGGCCCCUGCUAAACAGACGCGAGAGACUCCAGCAACAGAGACGGCACCAGCGCCGGCCGCAACGCAGGCGCAUCCCACGCAUCCUGCGCCAGCGAAGAACGAGACGAACGAUGACCUGUAUAAGUAG